GAAAUGGCACAACCGUUGAUAGGUUGCGUUUAGAUUGUGGACUGUCUCAAUCUGCUCUAACUCGUUCGACCUCGGCAGUGCCCUAAACGACCGCCCUAUACGGAGGCGUAUUGGUUCGUCUACGCCGAUUGAGGGCAAAGUUUCGGGUCUCUGCGCAUGGGCUUUGCGAGCCAGCAAGCCAGCCGGAAAGCGUAAUUGGUGCGAGCGUUUAAUCAGUGAAUGGGUAUCAUUGGGUCGACCUUUACCUGUCAGUUGUUUCACUAGGGGGCGGCAAAAAUGGCGACGGUCGGGAGAACUCAUUUCCUCCUCGGCUUGCUGUGGCUCUGGAGCGCCGUCGUUUUGGCCCAGGACACCGGUGCACAGCGCAAAGUGAAAGCAAAGUGGCCAUACUACCCGGGGUUCGUGAACGACCCAGCGAACCCAGUUAACUCUGAGGACGAGGAGGAGCAGAAACAAGCCAGGCCUUCAUAUUAUGCAGACGAGCCAGACGACGACAAGCAAAAAUGUCUGGCAAACGGGUGCUGUGUUCAGGGCCCACCGGGUAUGCCCGGGACCAAUGGCGUUCCCGGAAGCAAUGGCAUCCCUGGAACGCCAGGGAUCGGUGGGAAGGAUGGCGACAAGGGAGACCGGGGGCUUCCGGGCAGACCCGGUAGGCCAGGGACGAAGGGAGACAAGGGGGACUCUGGAAGUGGGGCGAUGCUGCUUGGCAGUAACAUCAAACAGUGCGCCUGGCGGAACCUCAACUUCGAUGAAGACCACGGAAAGAUCAAGGAAUGCCCGUUUUCCAAACGGUUCACCAACUCCUCUCUCCGUGUCGUGUGGAACGGAGCGCUCCGGGUGACGUCAACCAGUGGCUGCUGCAAGCGGUGGUACUUCACCUUCAACGGGAUGGAGUGUUCGGGGCCGCUGCCCAUCGAGGGACUGGUCUACACGAAUGCGAACAACGGGAUGUACGGGUUGAACAUUCAUCGGGUUUCCUCCAUUGAGGGCAUCUGCAGCGGCCUCCCUAAAGGCAAAAUCAACGUGGAGUUCUCUGUGCGCAACUGUAAGGGCAUCUCCAACAGCGGCAACGCCUACACCGGCUGGAACUCCGUGUCUAGGAUCAUCGUCGAAGAGAUCAUGCUUCCUGAAGACGCAACAAACCAGUAGAGGGGUCUACAAUCACUGCAACAACCUUAGCUUUACUGCAUACAGGAAGUCAUGUCUUUAAGCACUUCUUUAAGCAUGCUUUGAAGCCACCUUAAAGAUCUGAUUUCGUAAAGGUUCAUCCGUGAUAAAAGGAUUCAUUCUGAAGCACAUGCAACUGUGAUUUUCAACACAGGAAAAGAGUUCAACUUAUACAACUAGAGACGGAGGACGCUAUGAUAUAUUUGCAAAUUUUCGACCUGCUAGUCACAUGAAGUGAUGUCAUAGAGGCAGUGGAUUGUUGAUUCUGUGACUAGUGCUGUACAGUCGAAAUCUUUGAUAUGUCCAUCCAUUCCUUGUGCAUGUGCUGAAAAUCACUGUUGAAGUCAUCAUUAACAGUAACAUCAUAUGAUGCUCCUCUAACGCAUGAAUCACAUAUGGUGAGUUCUCAUAAAGAGCUCAGCUCAAGGUUUCAAGGUAGCAGUCGCUUUUCGGUGUAUGCAUUUGUAAAAACAAUUUCAAAAGAUAAAAGGAGUAUUCGUUAAGAGAGUUUUGGGGAUACUUAGGUUUGAAGGAUACGUUAAACGUUAUACAGUAUACAGUAUACUUUGAGGACUGUCUAGAAAUAACGCUGGUUCACCUUUAUCCGCGGGGUAACGUAUAUCCGGCGUUUUUAAAUCAAUGUAUUUAGGUAUAUCAAAUUGAAAUAUUCUGGUUUCAAACAGCAAUAUUUUCAAAAUACUGUAGUUUGAAACUACGUCAUUCGACUUAAUAUCCCUAAGUACCUUGUUUUUAAAAACGACGGAUAUGGGCUACCCCACGAAUAAAGGUGAACUAGCGUUACCUAACAUUGCCAUUACUUUAUUGUAUGUUCGCUUCAGUUCCAUCUGGUAAAAAGAAGGCAACAACGUUAUUUCACGUAUAACCGAUAUCGUUCCUACUAGCAAGUAUAGCAACACAUGUAGAAAUGCAAGCUAUCUGAUCUCAAUUAUAUCAAUUUUGUACGUGUGAAAUGUUUUACAUAGACACACAGAACAUAGAAACACGCAAAUGUAGAAACGACGAAGGCGAUAUAUAUAUCAUACAAUUUAAAUGUUUAAGACUUGGGUAGAGAGCAUAUCUGCCACUAGUUGAAGUGUAAGUAAAUGUUCCGCAUACUCAAGCUGAGGAUACCUAUAUAUACAUUGAUGAGGGCUCUCUCCAGCAGCAACAUUAUAUGCUUUGGAGACCACCAUUCAAAACAUCUUCAAUCUUGCAAACAAGAUCAUAGCACUAUCCCCUGCAUCUGCAUGGUAUAUUAUCAAUAAAGCAUAUUAGAUAAAGGGAAGCAGUUUGUGCAAUAGUCGUGCUGGUGAUGCAAUGAGAAGUUGUAAAAUAUCACAGGUGCAAUAAAGUUGUUAAUGUAUAAUGUGUAA
Branchiostoma floridae (Florida lancelet) is the source of this 2540-nucleotide messenger RNA. RefSeq names its product collagen triple helix repeat-containing protein 1-like. The transcript is spliced from 6 exons. Lineage: Eukaryota; Metazoa; Chordata; Leptocardii; Amphioxiformes; Branchiostomatidae. The record is from RefSeq and is a predicted model, not a curated record. The coding region runs from base 277 to 1149 and encodes 290 amino acids.